CAACUAAAACAUCUGAAAGGCAAAGUUCUUGCGUUCUACAUCUCGCCAUUGUGAACGAAAACCCUAUUACUUUCUGCAACGAGACGACUCCAAGCAACGGCGUCCGGCCCUUCUUCUCCCAGGAUACCAGCUACACCGCCGGCCUCCGUUCAUCUUUGAUUUCUCAGAUUUAGCCGGAAUUAGAGAAGAUGGCUACUCAAGACGUCGAGAUGAAAGAGGAACAACAUACACUUUCGAAUUCCGCCUCGCCUGCUGGCCACUCCGUUCUCCAUCAUCUGAAGGACAUCGGAUCCCUUAUUGAGACCGGAGCAUAUUCUCGCGAGGUUAGGAGGAUUGUCAGGGCAGUGAGGUUGACCAUGGCAUUGAGGAAGAAGCUUAAGGCGUCUACACUGUUUGCUUUCCUCAAUUUUGCCCUUGCACCCGGAUCGGAGGCUCAUGCUCGCCUAUCUUCUUUCCUGCCCAAGGAAGAGGAGCAGGAUAUGGAAGUUGAUACUGCAACUUCAGCAGCUCAACCUCCUGUAAAACACACUGUACCAGAGCUUGAGAUCUAUUGUUACUUGAUCGUAACAAUAUUUCUUAUCGAUCAGAAGAAGUAUAGUGAGGCCAAGGCUUGUUCGUCAGCAAGCAUCGCUCGUCUGAAAACCUUAAACAGGAGGACUGUUGAUGUUCUAGCUUCUAAGCUCUACUACUAUUACUCAUUGAGCUAUGAGCUUACUGGUGAUCUUGCUGACAUUAGAGGUGAUCUCCUUGCUUUGCAUAGGAUUGCAACACUUCGUCAUGAUGAGCUGGGCCAGGAAACAAUACUUAACCUUUUACUGAGGAAUUACCUCCACUACAAUCUGUAUGAUCAAGCUGAAAAGUUGAGAUCAAAAGCACCCCGAUUUGAAGCUCAUUCAAAUCAGCAGUUUUGUCGAUACCUUUUCUAUCUUGGAAAGAUCAGGACUAUCCAGUUGGAAUACACUGAUGCUAAGGAGUCUCUCCUUCAAGCAGCUCGGAAAGCCCCCAUGGCAGCCCUCGGUUUCAGAGUUCAAUGCAACAAGUGGGCUGUUAUUGUACGUUUAUUGCUUGGGGAGAUACCUGAAAGGACUGUUUUCAUGCAGAAAGGAAUGGAGAAAGCCUUAAGGCCAUAUUUCGAGUUAACUAAUGCUGUCCGCAUUGGAGAUUUGGAGUUGUUUAGGGCAGUUGCUGAGAAGUUCUCAACCACUUUCAGCGAGGACCGGACUAACAACUUGAUUGUCCGUCUGCGGCACAAUGUCAUCCGUACCGGGCUGCGUAACAUCAGCAUUGCAUACUCUAGAAUCUCAUUGGCUGAUGUGGCAAAGAAGCUGAGGCUGGACUCUGAAAAUCCCAUUGCUGAUGCCGAGAGUAUAGUGGCUAAAGCCAUCAGGGAUGGUGCGAUUGAUGCAACAUUGGAUCACACCAAUGGACACAUGGUCUCCAAGGAGACAGGAGACAUUUACUCCACGAAUGAGCCUCAGCAUGCAUUCAACUCCAGAAUUUCGUUCUGCCUUAACAUGCAUAACGAGGCUGUUCGUGCCCUUCGUUUCCCUCCCAACUCCCACAAGGAGAAAGAGAGUGCUGAGAAGAGGAGAGAGAGACAGCAGCAAGAGCAAGAACUUGCCAAGCACAUUGCCGAGGAAGAUGAUGAUGACUUUUGAAGAAAAAAAUUUUCUCUGCAGCAUCUUAAUAGUGCAACAUCUGCAACGCCUCUGGAGCUUUUAAUUAUUGCCAUCAUACAUAUAUCUCAUCAGACCAAGGAGUGUUCUUGUUUUUGAGAAUUCAAGCAUUAAUCUAUCACUGAGAAUAUGUUGUUUCGACUUCUUCUUUGCUCUUUUUUUUUUAAUUAUUUUGGAACAAUUCAUUUUGUUGGUAUGGAAUUACACCUUCUAUCACAACUCCUAAACGACUCCCAACUGCUAUGUGCAAGUGACAGAAUUGCAUUUUGAGUAGUGUUAUGCUGUCAAACCUCAAACGCUUCCAAAAACAUACGAUUAACGAAGCAGUUUCUCAGAGUAACAAUCCUG
Molecule: messenger RNA, 2024 nt
Organism: Cuscuta campestris
Lineage: Eukaryota; Viridiplantae; Streptophyta; Magnoliopsida; Solanales; Convolvulaceae
Source: the annotation of a GenBank genome assembly